AUGGCCGCUCUUCUCUCCUACCUACCCCCAUUCGAGGGUCUGCUGCCCAAAUGGCUCUUCCUGGUCUCCGUCGUCUCCGCCGCAAACAGCAUCCAAGCUUACCGAUCGGAGUCCUAUGCCGCAGAUCUCUACAACGGAAAAACUGCUGAUGGUCGCCCGCCCACCAACCCUCUCUCUUCUCGGACUUUCGGUACCUGGACUUUCCUUUCCUCCGUAGUCCGCAUGUACGCCGCCUAUAACCUCAACAACCCUGCUGUCUACGAUCUCGCGCUCUGGACUUUUGGCAUUGCUCUGGUACACUUUGUCGGCGAGUGGUUGGGCUUCGGUAGUGCCCAGCUUAAGGGGCGUUUUGUCAGCCCUCUGAUUGUUGCUUCGUCUACCCUGGCUUGGAUGUUGACGCAGAGGGAGGCGUAUCUGGCUGCUUAG
Molecule: messenger RNA, 426 nt
Organism: Aspergillus welwitschiae
Lineage: Eukaryota; Fungi; Ascomycota; Eurotiomycetes; Eurotiales; Aspergillaceae
Product: Erg28 family protein
Exons: 2
Coding region: 1-426 (141 amino acids)
Cellular component (GO): membrane; endoplasmic reticulum
Molecular function (GO): protein-macromolecule adaptor activity
Source: RefSeq, a predicted model, not a curated record